This is a messenger RNA of Rhopilema esculentum, 2846 nucleotides long. RefSeq names its product putative G protein-coupled receptor 19. Gene Ontology annotation, cellular component: plasma membrane. The record is from RefSeq and is a predicted model, not a curated record. Gene Ontology annotation, molecular function: G protein-coupled receptor activity. Gene Ontology annotation, biological process: G protein-coupled receptor signaling pathway. Lineage: Eukaryota; Metazoa; Cnidaria; Scyphozoa; Rhizostomeae; Rhizostomatidae.
GACCAGAAAAACUUCAAGUAGUAUGAUUUUUGACACUUGACUUGGAAUACAUUAUAGGACUUUAUAUUCGUUUUAUUUCAUUUCUAAUGUAGAUGUCUUAUGUUCAAUUUCAUGAAAGGUUUAAAAUGCCUUUUAGAAUUUUUGUCGGAAAAUUCCAAUUUUUGCCCCUCCUACAAAUGUUCCUAUCUACAUCACUGUUUAGAGUACUCUUUUGAAUGAAAUUCGAUUUUGGAGAGAUUUGCAAUUCCUUUAGGCUUUAGUUAUUUACCAUCAGCUGGUUAAAUCAAGAAUAAAGAUUUUUGGGAAUGAUUCGUUUAUCCUCGUGUUUUUUCCUCUCUAUUUUAUCUAAAUUAGCCUGAAUUUCAAUGUUAUCAUUUUCAUAAAUUCUUUCAAAGUACGGUUUUCCUUCUCCCGCGAAAGACCCUUCCUCUAUCCAAGGUUGGUCAUAUUUUUAAAAGUUUAUCCAUGGUUAUUUUGCUACAGCUAUCAUUGACAGCUAUGUAAAAGGUUAUAUGUAGUUCCCUUUACAAAUGAUGGGCCAUUUCCGGGAAAGAUCGCCUGUUGUUUAGUAGUUCCUAUGGAAAUGUUUACCUCCUGUUCAUACAGACCUGUUCUCUUUUGUUGAACUUUGAUAAAUUAUUGACGACUAUGGCCUAGCACAGAGGCGGAAAAUCAUAGCUUGCACGAGUGUUUUGCCUGGGAUAAUUAUCCACUAAAUAUUGAAGGUAAAGUUAGUUUGUUUAGAUUGUCACCACAGUAAGACUUCAAUGCACUUUCUGGUUUUUGCGUGAAAGAAUCUUGAGCGUGUCCACUACACUUGAAUUGAAGGUGAGAUGACAACAUUGGCCUGAUCAAGGCAAGCGAAAGUUCAGCAGAUUAUCAAAACCGAACAGUAGCUAAGCAUAAUUAUUUGAAGACGAUAAUGAAAGGAAAGAACAAACUACUUAUUUUCUGAAAGAAAUAGAGCCAAAGUCAAGUUGUAACACCAAGAGGAAGGAGACCGGACUUUUGUCUGCCACUUCGAUCAAAUGGUGCAUUGAUCUUUCCUCUUCUGAUUGCAGUAUAUUGAUCAGAUUAAGUUCACGGAGGGUGAGAUGAUUGUACAAACUUAUUGGGUAGAUCUUUGAAUGCAGCACUUAACAAAUCGACGUCUUCGGCUUGAAAUCAGCAUCGAAUCGUUAUCGUCUGGUAGAUUGUCACUUCACUUUGUAAACAAAUGCAACAUUGGAUGUACUGGCUAUUUAAAAAUGUUAUCAAGAAACGGCUAGGUGUUCAUAUAAGUUGCUGGUAUUCAUAUUCAAAUAUCAAGAUUUUGUAGGCCUUCAACGAGUAAACGACGUAACUAUUCGACAAUUGUAAGAGUGGAUCUCCUUCAUUUGUUUGGCAUUGACAACCACCUUUUCCGUUGUCUAAGGGUGAUAUCAUGAUAGCUUUUGUCAUGUCCUGAUGAGGAACCAAAACGUGACAUGGUUCUUUCUAAUCAAACAUGCACUGCUCAAUCAUUGUCAACAAAUUCAUUGAAACAGAUUAUAGAAAUGAUAACACUAAGCAUUGUUGGUUUCUCAGCGCUCAUUGGUAAUUGCCUUGUCAUUGCUGUCAUUAGCAGAAGUCACAGAGUACAAUGGGUGACAAAUCUAUUUGUGGCCCAUCUAGCCAUAGUGAACUUAAGCAUUCCAUUCUUUGCAGUACCAUUUUACUUUCACUGGAUUUUUAAAGGAGCUUGGGCACUUGGCAGUCUGUCAUGCAAACUGGUACAUUUUGCUCACUACUUGAAUGCAGGUAUCUCAGUAUGCAUGCUUACAUGUAUGGCACUGGAUCGAUAUUAUGUCGUUGUUCACCCACUUACUCUUCAUCUGAGAAGAUCCCAAACUUUUCAGCUCAUUACGUUCAUCUGGGUCUUUAUCAUAUUUAUAAGUACACCAGCUUUGUAUUUUUAUGAACUGAAGACAACAUCUUGUGGAAGAGUAUGCAGUGUAGAGAACAGCUUAGGAUCAUGGGGUGGGUUCUUUAUUGUUUUUAGUCUUUGUGGAUUUUUCUCCCCGCUCUUCAUCUUGAUCUUUCUAUAUAUUCUUGUGGUCAAAGCAAUCUAUGAAAGAGAUGUAUUUGCAAAGAAGCAAGACAAAGGACAGAGUUAUGCUGCUGCUGCUUCCCAACGAAUCCACACAGAGGGGCCAAAGUGCCAGCAAAAGUCUCUUGGUAGGGUUCCAAAAACUAAGCGAACAGUUAUCAAAAUGUUGAUGAUUCAGAAUGCUAUUUUCAUAGUCUGUUGGAUACCAUAUUUCGUUGCAGAAUUUAGCAAGCUUUGGAGGCCUUCAGAUUAUGAUGUAAAUACUGCAUAUCUCUGGCUUAGCUUCUCAAACUCUACCAUAAACCCUGUGCUGUAUGCCAUAUUUAACAGUAACUUCAGAAAAGGGUGUAGACAUUUAGUUAAUCUGAAUCUAUCACAGCCAUAUGCCUUACAAGCACUUCAGCGGCGACAUCAAGUAGGGGUCACAGAGAGUAGUCACAGAGGCAGUGAGGAUGAAGGUGCCAUAAAAGAUUAUGUUGUUUUAAAGCAGUCAAGACAUACAGUUUUGUUUCAUAAAGAACAAAAUGCUGCACCACAACAAUCAGAGGGUGUCACAACUGCAGAUCUGAACAGUAAACAACUUGUUAAGAUUUUUCAGGCCUCAUCUGCUGGUUGUGUAGAUGCUUGGGCCUAAGAUUAUAUAUGAUUUGCAUUUCAGAAAUCUAUCAACAUUUUUGAAUAUCUUAAACUUAAUCUAUUCAAAUCAUCAUACUGAUUUACAAUUCAGAAAAUUCUGUGUACCCUUUUGUUUUCUUAAAGUAAAAUAAUUAAAGUUUGA